This is a messenger RNA of Marchantia polymorpha subsp. ruderalis, 1410 nucleotides long. The record is from the annotation of a GenBank genome assembly. NCBI's taxonomy places the organism in Eukaryota, Viridiplantae, Streptophyta, Marchantiopsida, Marchantiales, Marchantiaceae.
AGAAUUCUAACAUAAAAUCUUUGACCGUAAGAUCAUUUGAACAUAGUUGUAGUAGUAGGUGUAGAAGUUCAUCACCUCGCGUCUAAGUUACACAUAACGUAGUAUAGGUGUCCUGUCAGGAGCUGCUGGAAGUUCAAGAGUUUGGCAUUCAUGGGUACAAUGAAGGUCGCUGUGGUGUUGUUGUGUUUCACUUCGGUAUUUCUCUCAGCUGCUCAGGCAUAUCAGACGAAGAAAGACGCCAAAUUUUGGGAUGACUUCUACGUGAACUUUGGUGAUUGGCAAGUGGGCUAUCCCGGAUCUGGAGAAGACACAGGAAAGGUGGUCGACCUUGCUCUUGACAAUACAACCGGAUCUGGAUUCCGCUCCAAAUACCCAUAUCUAUAUGGCCAUCUUGGAAUGAAGCUAAAGCUUGUUGGCGGAAACUCUGCCGGCACCGUCACUUCAUAUUACCUCGCCUCAGUAUACGAGAAGUGGUGUGAGCUGGACUUCGAGUUUCUAGGCAAUGUGUCUGGCGAGCCGUACAUCUUGCAAACCAAUGUCUUUGCUGAAGGAAAAGGUGACCGCGAGCAACGUAUCUACCUGUGGUUCGACCCUUCCGAGGAUUACCACUACUACGGCAUUCUCUGGAACCAGGACUUAAUUCUGUUUUUGGUCGAUGAUACCGUCGUUAGGGUCUUCCACAACAGCAAGGAUCUAGGUAUCCCGUACUUGGAAUAUCAACCCAUGUACGUCUACUCUAGCAUCUGGAACGGUGAGCAGUGGGCAACUCGCGGAGGCGCAGACAAGACUGACUGGUCCCAGCAGCCAUUCAUCGCAUCCUACAAGGAUUUCGAUGUGGACUCAUGCGCCGUGUUCGGUCAUGGUGAAGAACAUGCAGAUACCCAUGAAUGUUACAAGAAGUUGUACAGCAGCUGGUACGGUGAUGCCGAGUCCGGGAAGCUGACCCAGAAGCAAAUCGAUGACUUGAAGCGAAUUCAGUACAACUACGUCAUCUACGACUACUGCACAGACACGGAGAGGUUCGAGGAAACCCCCAAGGAAUGUGCGAGGAACUGGCCUCAGUAAUCGUGGAAACUCUUCACUUGCUCUGGCAAAUGUUUUAGCCUAGAAUCUAUGAAUACUAGAACAUCAGUGGAAUGCAAUCAUUUAGUGAGAUUUGCGUUGUUCUGCUGAGACUUUCCCUCCGAUGGUCCACACUGCGAGCUUGCUAUGUCAAGCAGAAGAUUCCAUCGGUGUCGUGGAGAGGGCCAUUGGGAGGGGUUUUCUCUCCAUCACCUAAACACACCUGGUUCUGACCUACACCGCAUAGAUUUAUAUAAUUUCAGAAGAUAAUAUUAGGUAGACUGCACCCAUUGUGUAUUGAUUCCUUCAUCCGAAAACAAAGUAAAUGCCCUUUGGGCAGAGUCAGCA